Messenger RNA from Peromyscus eremicus (cactus mouse), 1881 nucleotides. RefSeq names its product centriolar satellite-associated tubulin polyglutamylase complex regulator 1 (gene Cstpp1). The record is from RefSeq and is a predicted model, not a curated record. The coding region runs from base 223 to 1149 and encodes 308 amino acids. The transcript has 10 exons. Lineage: Eukaryota; Metazoa; Chordata; Mammalia; Rodentia; Cricetidae.
CAGAGACAGGCUGUAACCUGGAUUCCGGAAGCCAGACAGCUGGAGCGUGGAAACUAUCCGGUCAAAGGAUGCUGAGUCCUGAGCGCCUAGCUCUACCGGACUACGAGUAUCUGGAAAUAGAAAUGACCAGGCUUACCAAGCAUUGUUAGAGUCAUAUCCACGAGCAGGCUGUGGACAGCUCUCAGUGGGGAUUUGACAGCUCAGCGGCAUGUCCUCACGUACAUGGAGGAUGCAGUGUGCCAGCUUCUGGAGAACAGGGAGGACAUUAGCCAGUAUGGCAUUGCCCGCUUCUUCACUGAAUAUUUUAACAGUGUAUGCCAAGGAACUCACAUUCUCUUUCGGGAAUUCAGCUUUAUCCAAGCCACACCUCACAAUAGAGCAUCAUUUCUACGGGCCUUCUGGAGAUGCUUCCGAACUGUAGGCAAAAACGGUGACUUGCUGACCAUGAGGGAGUACCACUGUCUGCUGCAGCUGUUGUGCCCGGACUUCCCACUGGAGCUCACGCAGAAAGCAGCCAGGAUCGUGCUCAUGGAUGAUGCCAUGGACUGCUUGAUGUCUUUUUCAGAUUUCCUCUUUGCCUUCCAGAUCCAGUUUUAUUAUUCAGAGUUUUUGGACAGUGUGGCUGCCAUCUAUCAGGACUUGCUGUCAGGGAAGAACCCCAACACAGUGAUUGUGCCAACAUCAUCCAGUGGGCAGCAUCGCCAGCGACCCGUCUUGGGUGAUGCCGGUAUGCUGGACGGAGUGGAGGCAUCACUGUUCUAUCAGCGCCUGGAAAACCUGUGUGACCGGCACAAGUACAGCUGUCCACCUCCAGCGCUUGUCAAAGAGAUCCUGAGCAAUGUCCAGAGGCUCACUUUCUAUGGAUUCCUUGUGGCCCUCUCAAAGCAUCAUGGAAUCAACCAGGCACUGGGAGCUUUGCCAGACAAAGGAGACCUGAUGCAUGACCCAGCCAUGGAUGAGGAGCUGGAGCGGCUGCUGGUCCAGGUCCCAGGCCUGGUCAACUCCAUCACUGCCACUUCUGAGGCCAGCUGCCUGCCUUCCCGAACCCCUCCCCGGGUUGGUUCCCCAUGGAAACCCCUCCAUCGCUCCCGCAAAUUGGAUGCCGAGAGCGAUGGGUCCACUGAAGAGACAGAUGAGUCUGAGACCUGAAUCUGAAGGGUCCCAUCUGUGGCCUGUACCUUGCUCCCACCCUGCUCUGAAUCUGAAGGGUCCCAUCUGUGGCCUGUACCUUGCUCCCACCCUGCUCUGAAUCUGAAGAAGGGUCCCAUCUGUGGCCUGUACCUUGCUCCCACCCUGCUCUGAAUCUGAAGAAGGGUCCCAUCUGUGGCCUGUACCUUGCUCCCACCCUGCUCUGAAUCUGAAGGGUCCCAUCUGUGGCCUGUACCUUGCUCCCACCCUGCUCUUGCGGCCCUCACCAGACUUCUCCAGCAUCGCUGUGCCGCCCUCUGCUGGAGAGAAGCGUGAAUAACCGCCCUCCAGAGAGUAACCCCAGAAAUCCCGUAAUUCAUGCUCUCAGCUUUUGACAACCUGCUGUGCCCUAAGCUGAAGGCCACUUCAUCUCUGGGAAGGGUUUUGGCGGUCAGCCUUUUGUUGGCAGUCUGCUUCUGCUUUAAGAACAGUGUCUUCUCAGCCAGCCACGACCCUCCUAGUGAGGGUCAUUUCCCACAAGAGGAACAUGAACUAGUAAUGCAGGGUCUUCAUGGUCAAGGGUGACUCCUGAGAGCACGUACUGGGAAUAUCAACCGUGGCCUUCUGCUGGAGAAAUCAGCCACUAGCUGGAAUAAGAGGGAGGAUGGCAAGAAUUUCACUUUCAAAGUCGGCUUCAAGUUUGUAUCAAAUAGUCCAAUCUGUGAAAUGAAUAAAGUCCCUUGUCUCUGGUAA